GGUCAUCAUCUUUCAAACGGAUUACAUAUUACCCAUUAUAUUACAUAUUAUAUUACAUGUGAAAUAUUAUAUUACACAAAUGCAUGAAUUUAUCCAAGGAAUUUCUUACGCCAUCGUUCCCAAUUCGAGCACAGACAGGCAAAGGAUCACAAGGGAAGAUAAGGCAAAAACAAGAGAAUUCCUCCACAUCACAUUCCCCAUUUCCAGAAUUUACCCCCACCUUUGAUCGGAAGUUGCUGUUUGCGAUGAUGGAUACGAAGCGAUGUGAUGCGACAUUGGACCUUGGACGUUACAAGUUACAGCAAACAAACGCCUAGGUUAUCUGGGUAGCUUAAACAAUUUUCAUCCGAGCGCUCAUGCAUUCUUCCGCAAUGAAGUAUAACAAAGACUAACAUGACCAUGACCAUGACUACAGUCCCAGGAAAACACAAUAAGUAUAAGAAGUUGAGAAGUUGAGAAGUUGAGAACAACUUGCGCUUUCGAGCUUUCUAUCACUUCCGUCUUACUCACCAUUCAUCAUUCCAAUCAUAUGGUCACAUAAUAUCAACGAUUCAAUCAUGUUGGAAGGCAUGUCAACAAAGUCUCUCGUCGCCGCAUUUGUCGUGGUAUUCACCUUGAUUAAAGUUACUCGCUUGAUUCAGAAAGAGCUGAAGAUCAGAUCGCUUGGUGGUCAUACGAGAAGAGUGAAAACAUGGUUUCCAUUUGGUACAUAUCAAGACUGUUGUUUUCCUCUUGCAGAAAAGCUUGCUAAUGAUGAUAUCCAGACCUUGACCUCAUCGCGCGCUCAAUCAACUAUAGUUUAAACGACAGAAAUCUCGACGCAUGGCAGGCCUUCUUCGACGGUCACAAGGAUAAACGCUAUACAGUCGAGGCAUAUCCGGGAGGACAACGCACCCUUUUUACUGCAGAGCCGGAAAAUGUUAAAGCUAUACUUGCAACUCAAUUCACCGAUUACGGGAAAGGAGAACCAUUUCAUAAAGAUUGGAAAGAUUUCCUUGGUGAUAGUAUCUUCACCACUGAUCUUGAUCAGUGGCAUGAUUCUCGCCAGUUGAUACGUCCACAGUUCAUAAAAGAUCGCGUUAGUGACUUGGACACUUUCGAGAGACAUGUACAAAUCUUAAUCCAGAAGAUCAAAGUGGAAGGUAAAAAGUGGGAUGGUACUCAGGGUCAGGAGAUUGAUGUUAGUGAUUUGUUCUUCAGAUAUACUCUAGAUGCUGCGACGGAUUUCUUGUUAGGACGCAGUGUAGAAAGUUUAGAGAGACCAGGGGAAUUCGCAGAUGCUUUUGCGGAAGUUCAGAGAGUGCAAAGUAUGAUUGCGAGGGCUGGGUAUGAUGUCUCAUCUUCCUCUUUUAUUAAAAACGAGCGCUAAUCCGGUAAUUAGGCCUAUGAAUGCAUUGAUUCCAAGGAAGUCAUUCUAUAAAGGUCUCAAAGUUAUCAACGAAUUUGUUACGCCCUUCAUUGAAGAUGCCCUUCGACUUCCUCCAGAGGAAUUAGCAACUAAAACGAAAACUGAGGAAGGUUAUACAUUUCUACAUGCAUUGGCCUCUUACACUCGCGAUAGAAAUGUCCUUCGAGAUCAACUUGUAGCAGUCUUACUUGCCGGUCGCGACACAACAGCUUCCACUCUAUCGUGGACUUUCUACGAAUUAGCUCGUCAUCCUGAAGUUUUCAAGAAAUUGCGUGAGGAAAUUAUUUCAAAAGUUGGUCUUGAGGAAGCUCCAACUUAUCAACAUUUGAAAGAUAUGAAAUAUCUUCAGGUAACUCCUCAUUCACUUGUCGUAAAUUUCUUACUUACCACCAUAGAACGUCAUGCAUGAGACCCUUCGCCUUUACCCUGUUGUUCCAUUUAACGUCCGUCUCGCCCUGAAAGAUACCACCCUACCCGUCGGUGGUGGUCCCGAUGGCCUUUCGCCCGUGGGGAUUCUCAAAGACACCCCAAUUGGCUACUCUACUCUCAUUAUGCAACGCCGGGAAGAUCUUACUCCAGAUGUCAUGUCUUUCAACCCCGAUCGUUGGUUAACAUGGCAGCCAAAACCUUGGCAGUAUAUCCCUUUCAACGGUGGCCCUCGAAUCUGUAUUGGUCAACAAUUUGCGCUCACGGAAAUGGGGUAUACGAUUGUUAGGAUCCUGCAGAACUUUGAUGGUUUACAGGGGUUUAUGCAGGAAGUUGAUGGAGGAAACCCGAGACUGAAAGCGGACAUUGUGUUGCAGCCUGGGCAGGGUGUGCACGUGGGAUUUUUGGACAGGCAGAGCGGGACUUGGAAGAUGGAGGGUUAGGAUGUGAUGGCUAUGGGUAUGGUCACGAUGAUAUGGCAUCUACAUGCUUUUCUUGUUACUCUGAGACAUGUUCAUAAGGCAUGAAUACUAACUGGUCGAUGGAAGCGCUCAUCUCAUCUCAGCUCAUCUCAUGAUAUAUACCAAGACUCAGGGUUUCAUAUUUUUACAACUGGUAUUCCUCACUUUGCAAAUAUUAACGAAAUAAAAAUUUAUGCCAAGUGAGUGACGAGCCCGGUGUCUCGCUGUAAUUAUUCUACCAUCUGCUACAAAUAUCCAAAGCGAAGCUGAAUUCGUCUUUACCUCUCG
Molecule: messenger RNA, 2583 nt
Organism: Sclerotinia trifoliorum
Lineage: Eukaryota; Fungi; Ascomycota; Leotiomycetes; Helotiales; Sclerotiniaceae
Source: the annotation of a GenBank genome assembly